AUGAAAAGCCUGGAUCUGCUCCUGCUGGCAGGUUGUUUAUGCAACCUGAGCACAUUGGGAGGUGCCUCUGACAUGGAGCAGGUUCUGAUGAAGAAGGUCUUCACCAACUACAACCUUAAGGUCCGGCCAGCACCCAGCCCUGAUGCGAGGGUGGUGGUCCGUGUGGGUAUGAGCCUCUCCUCCUUCGUAGGACUGAAUAUGAAAAAUGAAGAAAUGAGCACAGUUGUUGUUAUGAAUCUGGAAUGGACAGAUCAUCGGUUGUCAUGGAAACCCAAGGAGCAUGAUGGGAUUGAGGUGUUACGUAUCCCCGCUGGGAGGGUUUGGCUGCCUGACAUUGUCCUCAUCAAUAAUAAUGAUGGGGUGUUUGAUGUGGCCUUGCAUGUCCAUGUUCAGGCUUAUAGUAACGGCAGAGUAACCUGGACUCCACCUGCACUAUACUGCAGCUCCUGUGGAGUUAAGGUAACAUAUUUCCCAUUUGACUGGCAGAACUGCACUAUGCAAUUCCGCUCUUACACGUAUGACUCAACUGAGAUUGACCUGCAGUAUGCCCUGGACUCAAAAGGCAAUGAGAUACGGGAGAUCCAACUGGACGAGGCCUUCAGCGAGGGUGGCGAGUGGCACAUCAGACACAAGCCAAGCAGGAAGAACGUGAAUGAUGAUAUGUAUGAGGACAUGAUCUUCUACCUGAUCAUUGAGAGGAAGCCUCUGUACUACGUCCUGAACAUCAUCCUCCCCUGUAUUCUCAUCACCAUCAUCGCCAUCUUCAACUUCUACCUCCCUCCUGAUGCAGGUGAGAAGAUGGGUCUUUCCAUAAAUGUGCUGCUGACCCUCACUGUGUUCCUGCUGCUGCUGGCUGAUAAGAUCCCUGAGACUUCACUGGGCGUCCCUAUCAUUGUCAACUACAUCAUGUUCACCAUGAUCCUGGUCACCUUCUCCGUUAUCCUCAGUGUGGUCGUCCUUAACUUGCAUCACCGCUCCCCCAAUACUCACCUGAUGCCCAUGUGGGUCCGUAAGAUCUUCAUCCACACGCUACCUCCUUACCUUGGCAUGCUGCGGCCAAAACUGGAGACCCCCCUGUCCCUAGAGUGCAUGCCCCGGCGAGAAAAAAAGCACGUCGUCAUCAGCAAAGCGGCUGAUGAAUACUUUAUCCGCAAACCAGACUCCUCCAUUUUGUUCCCCAAGCCUAACAGGUAUCAGCCAGAAGGCAUGUGUACGGACCUAAGAAAAUUUAUUGAGGGCCCCAGUAGCUACCUUUCGUUACCUGACGAGCUUAAGUCGGCCAUAGAAGCCAUUACAUAUAUUGCAGAGGCUCUGCAGGCUGAGAAGGACUAUGAAGCUCUGAAGGAGGACUGGCAGUACGUGGCUAUGGUGGUGGAUCGCAUGUUCCUCUGGAUCUUCGUCAUCUUCACCACUGUGGGAACCUUGGCCAUCUUUGCUGAUGCCAGCUUCAACCACACACCCAACGACCCCUUCAAGUCCACCUGA
Xiphias gladius (swordfish) is the source of this 1485-nucleotide messenger RNA. RefSeq names its product cholinergic receptor, nicotinic, beta 1 (muscle) (gene chrnb1). Gene Ontology annotation, molecular function: transmembrane signaling receptor activity; acetylcholine-gated monoatomic cation-selective channel activity. NCBI's taxonomy places the organism in Eukaryota, Metazoa, Chordata, Actinopteri, Istiophoriformes, Xiphiidae. Gene Ontology annotation, cellular component: neuron projection; postsynaptic membrane; synapse. The coding region runs from base 1 to 1485 and encodes 494 amino acids. Gene Ontology annotation, biological process: regulation of membrane potential; nervous system process; signal transduction. The transcript is spliced from 11 exons. The record is from RefSeq and is a predicted model, not a curated record.